This is a messenger RNA of Ruditapes philippinarum (Manila clam), 2372 nucleotides long. RefSeq lists its product as uncharacterized. Lineage: Eukaryota; Metazoa; Mollusca; Bivalvia; Venerida; Veneridae. The record is from RefSeq and is a predicted model, not a curated record. The transcript has 10 exons. Bases 27 to 1307 code for a protein of 426 amino acids.
CUGUAUACUUAUCGUUACCACCAUAUAUGGAACACGAAAUGAACACUUUGUUACACAGCAUAGAGAUAUUUGUAAGCGACCCUUGUAAUGAUUUGUGUGCUGGAGGCACUGAUGGUGGUACUGGUAAUUGCAAGAACUGUGCUUCAAUUAGUUUAUCUGGCUCUAAUGUUUAUCCUCUUCCGAAAUCGUUUAAUUCCAAAGUUGACACAUGGACAGGAAAUGAAAACAGAUUUAAGAAGGAGCAUGUGAUUGUUAAAGUAUGCAAAGAUCACCAGGAAAAGUGUACAAACGCUAGAGGAAUUACUGAAUGCAUCGGAAUAGGAAUGUGUGACAAAAACUUUUACAAAACCAUUUACGCAUCCCUUUUGGCAGUUGGUCAACUGAUGUUGUUUGACCAUAAGGGUCUUGAAUUCGCUAUGGCUACUGUGGAACAGACGCUUGAAGAAUUGCAUGGUUUUUGUAAAGGUUCAAUCAAGGCUGAGUUGUUUGACUCUGGACGGACUACAACAGGGAUUGGCCUUUAUAUAGCGCCAUCUAUUACCAGGACUGAGAGUAUGAAAAAGGUAGACGAAAAGAUUUUCAAUCAAGAUUCAAUACGUAUAAAUGACGUAGAAAUAAGGAAGGUAGAAGGUACUUACACUAAAAAAUAUCUGGAUCAAGAUAAACCUAUUGGCAUGUAUAUAGCUGAUAACGGAUGCUUUAACUGUGAACAAAAUGAGGUUUGGUGUAUAUCGAUGGAACGAUCACUCUGUCUUCAGAAAAAAGAUUGCAUAGUUGGACAUCUUAAAGUUAAAACACUAGCAGACGACACCGACUUAAUCCGUAUAAGCCUCCUAGUAAAAGGUCGUGAAGUGAAUAUUAGUUUAACUGAUGUUGUGAAACUCGACAUGUUAUACCAGAUGGUUGAUAAUAUUGGAUGUCCACUGGAACAAGUCAACAAUUUCCAAAUUGUACCAUUCGAUACUUUAAUAUGGGAGAUAGGGUUUGAUCUCGUCAACAGAGAUAAUCUAACUGAAUUGGCUAAAUAUUUUUACCAGCUUCAAGUGAAGUUUGAAACAGAAGAACUCGUCAUAUAUGCAAACGAGGCGGAUAUGACAUCAUUACCAGGCAGCUUGUUGUUCAAACAAAUGAUAUAUGGUUACGAAGAACCUAAGGUCAUAACAAAGAAAUCAGGCAAUGUUUUUGUCACUGCAAGUGGAUUAUUUGUUCCUGGCAUUUUUAUCCUAGCGUUACUCGGGAAGAUAAUCAUCAAAAAACGGUCAAGUUGGAAAUCCAAUGAAAACGAGAAAAAGGUUGGCAACAGAUAAGACACGCCGUUGCCCCAGAUACCAAAGCAUACGAAGACUUUUCUACCAGAUUUUUGAGAGAGGAUUUGUGAAAACCAUUUUUUUAAACUUCCUUUUCGAUUUCACUUUUUUUUCAUCAUCAUUAAAAAAUUUGUAACUUCGAUUUGACAGAUCUGCACUAAAGCGUCUAAAUUCUUUAAAAAUAAAUCAAUGGCAGCACUACGACAGUAACAACAUCCACCAGCUUACAAAAUAUAGUAUCAUGGUACAGUCACUUUCCAUCAGCUAACUGACAGAGAAAUUAAGCAAUCUAUUUUUCUCUGAGAAAACAAUAAAUAUUAUAAAUAUGCAUUGUUUCCAAACAUUUCUGAACUGUCUUAUUUCUAGUUGUUAGAAAUUUUACUGCCACUUUUCAAUCCGUUUACAAAAUCUAUUUGUACCACAUUAAGAGUGUCAUAUAAUAUUAUAUUAUUACUUCCGUAUCUUGAAAUUUUAGAUAAUUCAACUUCAGAUUGACAGCAAUAUAAAUCCGUGCAUACAGUAAUAAACAAUUAAAACUUAUUUUUAGGUAAUCGUAUAGUUUACAGGUUUCAUUUGCAGCAGAGAAGCAUUUUAGAUAUUUUUAUUAGAAUAAAGAUUUUUUUGCUUUCUAAUUCCAUUAUUGACAUUGUUGCCAUUUAAUGUAGUCAAUGCGAACAAGUGCUUGGGAGUUCAGUAACGAGACAAACAAUCUUGAUGAAAAGUAAAGUAAUACUAAGGGAUGACUGAAAAGUUGUCCCGAUUUAAACUGGCAGUAUGGGGAUAUAAUCCUGAAAGAAAUUAUUAAAUUUAUGUUUAGUUCCCCCGAUUUCCUUUAUUUCAUCAUAUCUUCAGGUGUUAUACACACUAUAAGUCAUAUUUCUAAGAUAUUUUUUUUAUAUAGACAAAUGUAUUCCAUGGUAAGUUUUUUUGGUUGUUGUUGUUUUUUGUAUUUAGACUUAUUUCUGUUCUCUUAGAAGUCAAUAUAGAACAUAAAGAGCACAUUUCAUUGACAAAUAAUUUGUUUUUAUAUUUCUAUCAUACACUUUUUGUAUACAAAAAAUUUAA